AUAAAUUUGACUGUUUUGACUGUUACAGAAGAAGAAUGGGUAAGAUCAAGUGCAGCGAGCUGAGAACUAAGAAGAAGGAGGAGCUGACCAAGCAGCUGGAGGAUCUCAAGAUGGAGCUCGCUCAACUUAGAGUUGCUAAGGUGACCGGUGGAGCCGCUUCCAAGCUCUCAAAGAUCCGUGUUGUGCGUAAGUCCGUUGCUCGCGUGCACAUCGUGAUGGCUCAAAAGCAAAAAGAGAACUUGAGGAAGUUUUACAAGAAUAAGAAGUACAAGCCCCUCGACCUGAGGCCCAAGAAGACCCGUGCCAUCAGGAAGGCACUCACCCCCCACGAGAAGGGACUCAAGACCGCCAAGGAGCUCCGUCGUAGGCGCGCAUUCCCCGUGCGCAAGUUCGCCAUCAAAGCUUAACUUUAUCCGAAAUAAAGAUUCUUGGUUCUAAUCUUGACUUUUAUUUCCCUUUCAGA
This is a messenger RNA of Eurytemora carolleeae, 463 nucleotides long. It is a transcript of the gene RpL35, whose product is annotated as 60S ribosomal protein L35. Gene Ontology annotation, biological process: maturation of LSU-rRNA from tricistronic rRNA transcript (SSU-rRNA, 5.8S rRNA, LSU-rRNA); translation. The coding region runs from base 36 to 407 and encodes 123 amino acids. The record is from RefSeq and is a predicted model, not a curated record. Gene Ontology annotation, cellular component: cytosolic large ribosomal subunit; ribosome. NCBI's taxonomy places the organism in Eukaryota, Metazoa, Arthropoda, Copepoda, Calanoida, Temoridae. Gene Ontology annotation, molecular function: mRNA binding; structural constituent of ribosome. The transcript has 2 exons.